ACAGAUGUUGUUUGUGUGAUAUCAUUUUAAGAAAUUUAGCUAAUUUUCAGUUUUUUCCUCCUUAAAAACUAAUUUAAUUAAAUUCAAAAGAAGAAAAAUGUUGGAAUUUUGUCAGAAAAAACACAUGUUACUUGGACUUGGCCUUUUGGUUACCACAACAGUUGUAGUGCUAAUACUGGAAUCCCGUUUGGCCACUGCCGGACCAAUGCGUCGCGGUAAAUCUCAACAAUUUAUUAUAGAGAAUAAUUCAACCUGCUGGAAACGUGAGGAGUACACUGUGAUACAAGAAUGUCAUAAAUGUUCCGACUUUGAUAUUGUGAGUCGAAGUCUUGGUGUCUGCAUACACACCAAAUACAAGGAGGUACUAAGAUGUAAGAGCGGUGAAAUAGUUACCAAAAGUUGUGAUCGGGUGGCGUUGAUUGAUCAAAAACAUUUCAUACAAUUUGAAGUCUGGUGUUUUGUCAUUGGCAUCAUUAGCUAUUUAAUAUCCUAUGCUCGGGAUCGUGUCCUAUCGAGGAGAACUCAUCAAAAGCUGGAAAGGCAAUUAAAUCGUGUAACAUAGAAGGCGAAUCGACCUUAAAGGCGAAUUUUAGAUUACUUUUAAAAUAAACUUAAUUAUAAUCAACGACUAUUUUAAUUUGUGAAUUUGAUGAAAUGCCUAUAUUUAUUGCUUGUAUUUAUAAACAUCAAUUUGUGUAAGGAAAACUCACCAUCAAAAAUCGAGAUUUUCCACAAAUUGUGAAUUUAUUUAAAACUAUUACAGUGUUAGGUAAAAUUGGCAUUUUAAAAUUAAAUCUAAUAAAAAAUCAAAGCUUCUGCAAAGAA
Molecule: messenger RNA, 825 nt
Organism: Calliphora vicina (urban bluebottle blowfly)
Lineage: Eukaryota; Metazoa; Arthropoda; Insecta; Diptera; Calliphoridae
Gene: JTBR
Product: jumping translocation breakpoint protein JTBR
Exons: 1
Coding region: 98-562 (154 amino acids)
Biological process (GO): mitotic cytokinesis
Cellular component (GO): membrane; midbody; cytoplasm
Source: RefSeq, a predicted model, not a curated record